AUGCCAAGAUAUCUCUUGAAGGGAGCCAAUGAGUACCGAAGAUAUCCAAAGCAGCCCCUUAAUCUCUUGUCAAAUUACAGUAGCACAAACACGGGAAUUCCUCAAAGAAAUGCCGUUCAAUCAUGGACCAAAUUCACUUCGGCCCUACACCAAAAUGGCCCCAACUCCGAAUUGUCCUUGUUAAUGGCCUCUCAAAUGUAUAACUAUGGUAGCAGACCAAAUGGCUAUGUUAUGGUCCACCUGAUCAGGGCAUGUACCAAUCUUGGCUGCUAUUCUGAUGGCUUAAAGCUUCAUUGCCACAUUCUCCAAUCUGGGUUUGUUUCAAAUGCCUUUGUCACUACUGCUCUGAUCAAUUUCUAUAUGAAAUUUGAGUCAGUGAAUGAUGCUCACAAAUUGUUUGUUGAAAUUCCUGAACCAACUGUAGUUUCUUGGAAUUCUUUGAUUUCUGGGUACGUGCAUUCUGGGUAUUUCAGUAAGGCAUUGAGGUUGUUCGUUCAGCUGGAAAGUUCUGAGGUUCGUGCCGAUUCAUUCUCAUUCACGGCUGCUUUGGCUGCCUGUGGCCAACUAAGUUUAUUGCAAUUAGGAAAGUCAAUUCACUCCCAGAUUGUUAAAUUUGGUGUGGAGUUUAGUAUAGUAGUUUCAAAUUGCUUGAUUGACAUGUAUGGAAAAUGCGGAUCUGUAGUGGAGGCCAUUCGUGUGUUCUCCGAGAUGAUUGAUAAGGAUUGUAUAACUUGGAACUCAGUGAUCGCGGCAACUGCUAGAAACAGAAGACUUGAAGAAGCGUUCAGAUUUUUCCAUCAAAUGCCAAACCAGGAUACAAUCUCAUACAAUGAGCUUAUGAAUGGCAUUGCACAGUUUGGCAACAUAGAAGAUGCCGUUGAAAUUUUGUUGAAUAUGCCAAACCCAAAUUCAUCCUCAUGGAAUUCGAUAAUAACAGGAUUUGUAAACAGGGAUCGAGCACUAGACGCGCUGGAUUUUUUCAGUAAAAUGCACUCAAGUGACAUACAGAUGGAUCGGUUCACAUUUUCAAGCAUUUUAAGUGGCAUUGCAAGUCUCUCAGCUCUUACACGGGGGAUUAUUAUCCAUUGUUGUACCCUGAAGUAUGGUUUGGAUGGAUCCAUAGUUGUUGGGAGUGCUCUGAUUGACAUGUACUCCAAAUGUGGGCAGAUGAAGAAAGCUGAGUGGAUGUUUAAAUCACUUUCCAAUAAGAACUUGGUAACUUGGAAUGCAAUUAUAUCGGGCUACGCCCACAAUGGUGAUUCUACCAAGGUGAUUCAACUUUUUGAGCAGUUGAAAAUGAUGAAAAAUUUACAACCAGAUGGAAUCACCUUUCUCAAUGUUUUAUCAGCAUGCUGCCAUAAUCAAAUGUCGUUGGAGGUUGCAAACCAAUACCUUCAAGCAAUGAUAAUGGAUUAUCAGAUUGAGCUGACUGCUGAGCACUGUUCUUCCAUGCUUAGGCUUAUGGGACAAGAAGGAGAGGUGUGGAGGGCAGAGAAGAUGAUAAAUGAAUUGGGUUUUGAGUCCUGUGGAUCGGUUUGGAGGGCUUUGCUUGGUGCUUGUGGAAUUUGUGGGGAUAUAGGAGUUGCAGAGGUUGCAGCAGCGAAGGUAAUUGAACUUGAUGGUGACAAUGAGUUUGUCUAUGUCUUCAUGUCCAACAUUUAUGCACGCUAUGGGAAGUGGGGAGAUGUCGGUGCUGUUAGGGAGUUAAUGAGAGAGAGAAGGGUGAGGAAGGAAGCUGGUUGUAGCUGGAUUGAGGUAGAAAAUGUGGAGCCAAGUUCAUCCAUUGUUUGA
Messenger RNA from Ilex paraguariensis (yerba mate), 1791 nucleotides. NCBI's taxonomy places the organism in Eukaryota, Viridiplantae, Streptophyta, Magnoliopsida, Aquifoliales, Aquifoliaceae. The record is from the annotation of a GenBank genome assembly.